This is a messenger RNA of Bactrocera dorsalis (oriental fruit fly), 1040 nucleotides long. RefSeq lists its product as uncharacterized. Lineage: Eukaryota; Metazoa; Arthropoda; Insecta; Diptera; Tephritidae. The transcript is spliced from 3 exons. The coding region runs from base 133 to 954 and encodes 273 amino acids. The record is from RefSeq and is a predicted model, not a curated record.
GUUUUACAUGCCACAUGACUUGCGACAAAAUGGCAACUAUGCGAGACUGUUUUCAGUGGCAUCCAUGGCGAUUUGUCGCAAAUCACAACCAGCUGUUGAUUCUUAACACGCAUUUGGGAUUUUACAUUAAAAAUGGAAGAGAAAAGAGGAGCGCGCAUAAAUGGCACUUUUCGCUGGAGAGAACAGCAAACGAAAGACUUGCUUACGAUUAUCGCGGACAAGGUGAAGGAUAAUCCAGACUUAUUUGAGAAACCUACUGCAAAAAGAUUUUAUGAACGGAUUGCGGAAAGCGCGCCAAAUUUAAAACACAUAAAAUGGGAUAUUAUGCGCACCAAAAUGCGGCAUCUCAAAACUAGUUUCCUGUCCGCACUCAAGUGGAAAGAUCAGCAUGACGCAGGCUUACUUGAGAAUGGCGAUGUUAUAGAGUACACAAAAAGGAUGUGUCCAUUUUACGAUGAGCUGCACGCAAUAUUUCGAGAGCGCAUAAAUAUGCAGCCAUCAUUCGUUUUUCAGUCCAUAGAGUCUGUAUCAUCGUUGGAGCACAAUGAAGCGGUGCAUAAUGAAACGGAGCUGAGUAUAGAGCUAGAUAUGGACGCAACUACUUCGAGCACGUUAGCCAGUGCGACCGAUACACUACAUCAGGCAUGUUCAGAAAAUGUAGUCGAUUCGUCCGCUACUUGCAAACCUACCAAUGUCACCACACCAAAAAUGUCUUUGAAGAGACCAGGCGACUGCUCGAGCUCGUUUGCCUUACUAUACGAAAUUCAGAAGAAUUUAUUAGAAUUAGAAAAAGAAAAACUCGAUUUCGAAAGAGAAAAAGAGGCAAACAGUUUCAAAUUACAGAAACUAAGAUUGGAGAAGGAAGAAAGAGUCGAAAUGGAAAAAAUCAGACUGGCACAUGAGCGAUUGAAAAGCUUAAAUAGCCAAAAUUGCCAACAUGUUUUAUAUUCGUAAUAUUAUUUGAUAUGUUUCAUUCAGUGAGUGAGAUUGAAAAAGAUUCAACUAAAAAAACUAAUAAAUAAUUAAAUUUUAUCAAUAUU